GUCUGGGUCUCAGGGUGCCGAUGGCGUUUUGGCAGGGUCUGGUGCGUCUGUCGGUGGGGAGAAGGGUCAUCUUUUUUCACGUUUUCACCUCGACCAGACGGUGAGUGAUGUGCAGCCAACGGGCCCUCCACCUUUUCCCACUCACCCGCAUUUUUUGCUUUGGGCCCAUGAUCAUUACAUCGAUUCCUCCCUCUCUGUCCAAACCACCUACGCCUCACUCCUCUCCUCGACUCCGACUUGGUCAACUCGUUGACGUCGCUCGUUGCUCACCUCGCGAACCUCUCUCCCGCCCGUUCACGGAAAUCCUCCUGUCUCCAUCACUCACUCGCUGUCGCCCAUUGAUCAGCUUUCCAUUCUGCAGCAACUGAAACUUUGCCCUCUGCGCUUCCUGAAAUCGACUGCGAGCAGUAGCUGACCCCUGCCUUCGGCUCUGCUAUGCGCAGGGUAUCGCAGAGCAUUCAGUCUUAAUGGGCGCGAUCGGACUUUCGCCCUUUUGCUCGUUGCGCACGGGUUGCGGUGCUUCGGAACCCGGACAAAGAUGAGCCCAAUUCCGACAGUUGAACAUGUCCUGCAUACCUGGAUUAGACGCGAUGAGCCUGAUAACCCAGAACAGAGGCCGAGUGACCCAAAUGGACUUGUCCUUGAAGCAUGGGGUGGGUAUUGCCUUGUCCCCCCGUCGUCGUACAGUCCGCCCGCAAGAACAAAUGGCUGACAAACAAAAUCUUUUGAGAGACAACAGCGCAGGGAUACAUGGUCGGGUCACUCAUCAUCAUGUCCUGCAUCACAUUGGCCAAUAUGCGGAAAGGCGUCCUGCUGCACAAGCUGAUUUUGCUCGAGCUAGUCCUUGGGUAUUGGCAAGGCUUUUUUAUUCUGUUCAACCCACCUGUGUACGCCUGGUGGCUCUCCAUAGCCGCUAUUCCGCUCAAUAUCUCCUGGUGGUUGCACAAUGUAAUCGCCUGGAUGAAGUUGAGGCCUUUCCUCAACAAGACAGUCAGUCGCCUGUUCAUCGGCACCGUGAUCUUGGUGAUCCCAUAUUGGAUUGUCGAGAUAUACGCCAACUUCACCUACUUUCACAACGUCAACAAGGUCUUUCUCAGGACACGGCCGUGGGAAGCACUUUGUCGGGAUCCUUGGUGGAUAUUAGCGGCUUGCCUCUUGAUAUACAACAUCAAGACCAAGUACGACUUGACAUUGACGCAAAUUAUUCGCAUCUCUCCUCGAUUUGCCGUUAUGCUGGGUGCUAUGGUUCUCAGCAUUUGCUUUAUUGUUCUGGACGUCCUCUCGGUGACCUCGGCCCUCAAGUCUGUUUUACCAGUCGGCAUCAACCCGUUCUGGAAGCUGUCCUUUGUCUUCAAGUGCUUGACCGACUCGGUUGUCUUGGAUGAUUUCAAAACAGCUCUGGACCGAUUGAGGGCAUUCAAAAUGAGCCGGCUUGGCAGCUUCGCCAUGGACGCGGCAGACCAUCGCAACAAGAAGCACAAGGAGGAUGUGAACAGCGCCAACAAUUGGAGCACCCCGCCUCCUCCACCAAAUGGGGACAAGCCUCAACCGGUCGGCCCUCUGCCGAUAUUGCCUAGUCCUGACAGUGACUAUAUCAAACCUCGGUGGGAGGAGCUGAAACAUGGGGGCUCAGCCCAUCUGGAAAACGGAGACUCAACUGAAGUUGCUCGGAACGGCUCGAGAGAUCGCGACCCCGAGGAGAACCCUUUUGAUGCGAUAGAUUAUGCCGAUCCUCAGCGAGAGUCAAGUGACACUCAAAUGCUCAAAACGCAAACCAGUUGGCUGCAAAGGCGGUCCUCUGAAGAAACUUCCGACGUCGACAUAGAAUAUGCCAUGGCCGUCCGCUCGAUGACCAAUGACUCUAUGGAACAACAACGCAAUAGGAGCAAAUCAAUAGGAAUUGCCAAGUGAUCCUUGGAAGUCUGCCCCCGGAAGGGUACUUCUAGCAAUGAUUCUCCCACGGUUACCGUGCGGAGCUUGAAGAGUACGGCGCGAUCAUGACAAUCUACCUCAGCCACGAGAAUUCCUCAUGGUCACGGCAAGUCUGGAAGAUCCGCGUGCUGGACACAGUUGUGUUAAGGCUUUCAGGAAGGCCUUGCCACCUGUCCUGCGAGACUGACUUCGCUGUCGAGACGGCCAGAGAGACCUUUCCCGGAAUCCGAAUGCGGAGCAGUAUGUGCUGUCCUUCGCAGAGCGGUAACGCAAACUGCCUUUUAUGUAAAGAGCGGUGGGAAUCAGACUCGAUAAAACAGAGUCCUACAGGAGGAACAUGCACCGACUGAGAAGAACUGGCCACAGGGCCUCGAAUGAGCGUGGAGUACCCCAUGUGGACUCCAGGAAUGACAGACGAAGGAACGGAUCUGGGAAACAUUUUCUGAACUUUUGGUCGCAUUGAUACCCCAUGAAUAUUGCCGAGAUGUUCAUACAUAGCGAAUUGGCCCGGACUGGAAAGAGGAAUAGCAUCAGCUCUACGUGCUUGGGUGUUGUCUUGUUGCAUUAACGUAUCUGCGUGUAUACAAAUAAUAUGUCGAUGUCUGUUAUA
This is a messenger RNA of Cladophialophora immunda, 2542 nucleotides long. RefSeq lists its product as hypothetical. The record is from RefSeq and is a predicted model, not a curated record. NCBI's taxonomy places the organism in Eukaryota, Fungi, Ascomycota, Eurotiomycetes, Chaetothyriales, Herpotrichiellaceae. The coding region runs from base 751 to 1911 and encodes 386 amino acids. The transcript has 2 exons.